Messenger RNA from Capsaspora owczarzaki ATCC 30864, 3249 nucleotides. RefSeq lists its product as hypothetical. The transcript has 3 exons. Gene Ontology annotation, molecular function: catalytic activity. Lineage: Eukaryota; Filasterea; Ministeriida; Capsasporidae. The coding region runs from base 1 to 3249 and encodes 1082 amino acids. The record is from RefSeq and is a predicted model, not a curated record.
AUGACUGGUCCGUCCAAGAAUUCUGGGACUGGUCCAGGCCAACCCGCCAUCGCGUCAGCGCUAGCGGCGGCCGCCCAACAUCAACAACGAGCCAGGACUGCGUCCCCAAGCAGCCAUGUGGACAUGACGUCCAAUGACCCCGCGCCCGCCCUCCCCACCGCGACAUCCGGUGGCAACGCCGCUCCCGGCACAGCUGGCAACACCAACGCCAGCACGACCACCACCCCCGGCCAAGCCGGCCAGGCCACGGCGACGGCCCCCACCGCGGCUUCUGCUGCGGUCUCCUCGCCUGCGGCUUCAUCCUCAUCCUCAUCCUCAUCCUCCUCCUCCUCCUCCCCCUCCCCCUCCUCCUCCUCCCCCUCCACUGCCUCCUCUUCCUCAUCUGCCGCAACCACCACUGCGACCAGCGCCCGGACCAGCCUCGGCGCCAGCGCCAGCAGCAGCGGCAAAGGCCCCUCCACCAACUACAGGAACGCUGUUGUCGCCAACGCCGUAAACGAUCCUGACACCGACACUGAAGCCGAAACUGCCCCGCUGUCCUUUGAAGAAGCCAGGAAGCUCUUUGAAGACGCAGGCAGCCCAACACUGACCAUCCCCCAACUCCCCGUCAACAAAUGGAACGAAGCAAUCGUCUACAUCGUCAGGAACUACCACCAUGUCUUCCAAACCGGCCAAGCUGGUCACACGCACGCCAAGCUGUUCUCUGCGAGCUUCACAUCUCAGGAUGCGUACCGCAAAGCCCUGCAAGAGGGCGUCAAACUAGGCAGCUACACCUACCAGUGCACUCCUCAGCACCGCGGUCUUCCAUUCAAACUCGAAGGCAUCGAACCCGACACUGAUUUCGAACAGCUGAAAGCAGCCAUCGCCCACUUCAUCCCGAACGGAGCCGCCGGCAGACCAGUCGGAGUCGUCUCGGACAUCACAGUCAUCACCCAACGCAUCGGAAAAACAACACUCUUCACGAAGAACGCAGUUGGCACCAUUAUCUGCACCAGGGCAGACGCCCAAAAGAUCGGCGCCGCCAUGGACCGCCUCAUCGAGGUGGACAACCACGCAAUCACCAUCACCUGCGAGUACCAAACCCCGUUCUGCCCCCGCUGCAAGCUCCGCCAUGCCAGGGAGGAUUGCCCAACUGCGCCGGCUUGCCGAUACUGCCAAAAAACGACUCACUCUCCCUACAACUGCCCCGCUAAGCACAAAGGCGACAGGAAGCGCAAAACCCAAGCGAGCAGAACCCACCACCACUCCGACUCCGAGUCGGACACCGAAGAGGUGCUCCCCUCGUACAAGCACCAUGCCACAACCAGCAAAUCCAUGGACGGUUUCAUCCCAGUCAGGUCGAACACCCACCGAUCCAAGGACCCCAACGCCCAACCUGGCGACGUCAGCAUUGUGCGCAGGACCAGCGCGAGCGCUGAGCAAACACAAGCCUCACCCGCUCCGAUCAGCAGCACUGCUAACGGACGCACAAGCCCCGAUCACGACGCGAGGAACAAGCGCUUCUGUGGGGGCAAUGCGCCCCUCCCCUUCUUCUCCUCCUCCUCCGCCUCUCUCAUCCAUGCACUCUCCAAUCCGGCCACCACCUACAACGGCCGCCCAACUCCUCCAACCGUCAUCCUGCUUCAGGAAACCUGGCUCACGCCAGCGACCGAAGCAGCCGCCUCCAACCUCUUCCGCGACUACACAUGCUUCUGGAGCUCCGAGCCGGAACCCAAGCACGGGGUCGGCAUCCUCAUCAGGAAGCCGGCACCGGGCGACACCGACCCCGCACUCUCGAGCCCAACACUACUCAGCACCAUCCCAGGGCGAGCCCUCAUCAUCACAGCAAACCUCAACAGCAAGCCAACCAUCAUCUCAUCAAUCUAUGCCCCGGCAUCUGGCUCACAAGCUGACAAAGUGGCGUUCCUGGACCAACUCAGCGACCUCAUCAAGUCAGCCACCCAGCCAAACGACGACGAGCCAAGGCUGCCCGCCAUCAUCGGCGGCGACUUCAACAACACACCAAACAUCAGCCCCCUGUACGUCCAACCAGAGCCAAGCCAAGAGCCUAGGAGCGCCACACAGGCAAACCACGCUCUCAAGGACUUCAUCAACAAGCACGCACUCGAGGAUGCCUGGCUGCUCAACCACCAUGCCGAUGACCCUGUCGAAUACACACGAUGGCCGAGCAAGAACCAGACACACCGAGCCUCCCGCAUCGACCUCAUGCUCCUGUCAUCCAACCUCCCGCUCACAAUCAAGUCGACUGCGACCAGGAUUUACCAACACUCGGAUCAUCGAGGCGUCUGUGUGAACCUGGUGGCGCCGUCCGCGGAAGACAGAUGCACUCCACCCUUCAAGCUGAACGACACCAUUCUCGAACACGCUGGCUUCUGCGGCAUGGUACUCAACGAGAUAGCAGAGCUGGCGCGCCGCCCCGACCCCGAGAACCACUGGACUGCUUUCAAGGCCGACGUAGCAUGGCUAGCUCAGUGCCUGUGCGGCUCCAUUGCGAAAGACCGGGCGAAGGCUCUGGCCCAAGCGAGCCGCAAGCUCAAAAUCAUCGAAGGCAAUCUCCUCGCAGCAACAUCCCCCGCAGAGGCAAAACUGCUUGCAGCCGAACGAGCGGAGCAGGAAGCCCGUGUCAAAGCUGAGCUCGAGCAUCGCGCGCAAGGAGCACGAGUCCGCUCGGCCAAAAAGUGGCGCACCGAGGGCGAACACCCCACCUCCUUCUACUUCUCGCUCGAAAAGCAGUCCCAAAAGGCGACGCACAUCCCAAUGCUCCUCGUCGACGGCAAAGAAGUCACCGAUGCGGCCGGCAUCACGGACGCCCAGCGAGAUUUCUAUGCCAAGCUCUACGCGCACGUACCCAUUGACCCAGCAGCUGCCCGGCACAUCCUCAGCCAUGCAAAGCCCAACGAGAUGCUCGACGACGAGGACCACGAGUUGAUGAGCAGACCGCUGGAGGCAUGGGAGAUCGUCCACGCCAUCAACAAAACUGCAUCUGGCAAGUCCCCAGGGCCCGACGGGCUGGGCACUGCGUUUUACAAGAAAUUUAAGCACGAGCUGGCCCCAAUCCUCGCCGCCAUCGCCAACCGCUCGCUCGAAAAUGGUCGCCUUCCGGAAUACAUGCAGGACGGCUUCGUCAAGCUGCUGUACAAGAAAGGCCCGCGCUCUGACCUUGGCAACUACCGACCAAUCUCGCUGCUGAACUGCGACUUCAAACUCCUGACCAAAGCAGUGAUCGCUCGGCUGCAGCUGGUGAUGUGA